AGCAAUCUUUAGAGAUGUACACCUCCUCCAGCUAUGAAAUUAAAACGAGGUAAAUACGAGAAGCGACAGGAACCAAGGAUUUUAAUCGCAGAGUAUGGGACGCUAUAUUUUUAAAAUGAUUCAUGGAUACAUAUUGCUCACAGUCCUCUCUUCAGUGGUGACCUUCAACAUCCACACCACACCUGUGGGUCGCUUUUCCAAAAAAGAUGAGAAGCAAUUUGGACAAACUAUAAUUCCAUACAAAAAUGGAAUUUUGGUUGCCACUUCAAAUUCAACAGUCCGAAAACUGCAUCAUUGCACUCUGGAAAAAAACUGUACUGAAUUGACCAUUAAAGGGAAUGCAACUAAAGGACUCAAGCCCAUUGUUUCAGCAGCCAAAAGUCUGAAUGGAGAUCAGUUUGUGAUUUGCCAGCAAGUCAGAAGGCGUCAGUCAGAGGAUGAGGACUUGAAUGGAGAGUGUAACCUUAUGUCCGACCCAUUAACAGUAGAAGUGACCUUGCCUCCCGCAGCUCGAGUUGUAGAACAAAUGAAAAAUGAUAUCACCAAAAACAAAAGUACUCUAGAAGAAACUAAUGGCAAGACCAGAAGUAAACGCGCUAACAGGAACAACAACAACAACAAUAACUAUGAGGAUGAGGAAGAUGCUGGGACAGAAAUUGCCUUUGUUCUUGAUGGAUCUGGAAGUAUUGAACCUGAAGACUUCAAAAAAGCAAAAAAAUUCAUUUGCGAUAUAAUGAAAAAAGUUUGGGAAAGCUGUUUUAGUUGUAACUUUGCUGUUGUUCAGUAUGGAAAUGUAGUACAACCAGAACUACUACUCAGUGAAAACGCUGAGAGCGAGAAAGCCCUUAUGAAGGUUCAAAACAUAAAACAGAUUGAGAAAUACACGAUCACUGCAUCGGCCGUAAACUAUGUGCUUGAGCAUGUCUUUGUGCCUGAAAAUGGGUCAAAAGAAAACUCAAGAAAGAUAAUUAUUGUGCUGACAGAUGGAGAGAUAACAGAGGAUAAAAUGGAUCUUGCAACAGUUUUAAAUUCACCUAAAAUGAAAGGCAUCACCCGUUUUGCUAUUGGGGUAGGAGAAGCAACCAGAGGAAAGGGGCAGAAAGAGCUACAGCAAAUUGCUUUGGAGCCACACGACAAGCACUUAUUUAUGGUGAAUGACUACGGUGCCUUGGAGGAUUAUCUCCAACAGCUAGAAACAAGCAUAAUUGGAAUUGAAGGAAUCCAGCAGGGGGCGGCAUUUCACUUCACCCUUUCUGAAGCUGGAUUUAGUUCUCAUUUAGCGCAUGAUGGAUCACGUCUUUUUGGUGCUGUGGGGGCAUAUGAUUGGAGUGGGGGAGUGAUACUGAGUUAUCCUACGAAUAACCGUGUGAAAUUUCUAAACACAACAUCCACAGGAAAAGAGUUUUCCUAUUUAGGAUAUAGUGUGACAUCUGCCAGGACACCCAGCUUUAGCCUGUACAUUUCAGGCGCACCUCGACACAAUUUAAGUGGUGCUGUCUUUGUGUUUGUCGAACCCUCCCAAAAGUCGAUACAGACCCUAUAUGGAAAGCAGGUCGGCUCAUACUUUGGAUCAGUGCUGUGUGCCUUGGACCUAGACAGAGACCAGAAGACUGACUAUCUGCUUGUUGGCGCACCUUUCUUUCAUGCUGAAGGAGAGGAGGGAAAGGUUUACAUUUACAAACUUGAGGAGGGAAAAUUUACGGAGGAGUACUGGGAGAUGGAGGGCAUGGAUAAAUACAUCUUUGCCAGAUUUGGCUCUACAAUCACAGACAUUGGAGACAUUGAUGGAAACAGUUACAAUGAUGUUGCUGUUGGAGCUCCACUAGAAGAAGAUAAUGGCCAGUCCAGUGGCAGCAUCUAUAUUUUCAAUGGCUAUGAAGGAGGCAUCAGGAACCGUUUCUCACAGAGAAUUUCAGCUGCGCAUUUUGAAACGGGGCUGCAAUACUUUGGCCAGGCAAUCACUAAAAUGUCUGACCAAUACCUUGCAGUGGGAAGUGAAGGAAUGGUCACUAUUUUAGAAGCUGUUGCUGUUAUACAGUUAAGCCCAACAAUACAAGCCGAUCCUAAAAUUAUUUCUCUUUCUCAAACGGAAAAAAAUAUUAAGUUAAAAAUUUGCUUCAAACCAAAGAGAGGGGGCGUGAAGGAGGGGCAUCUCUUCAUUCUUUAUAAAGUGGACCUGGAUGCUAAGCAAGAGGAAAAGCGUCUUAUUUUUGUUAAUGGAUUAAAAUCAUCGACUGAUGGCACCUUUAGUUUGACAAAAGAGAUAAACUGCCCUGAUUUAAUGAUCACCAAAUUAAAGGCAUGCACUGACUGCUUCUCUCCGAUAGAGAUAAGGCUGAAAUUUCAGUUGGUCAAUGAAUCUGGCAACAUUCCAUCACGUGUUUUGGAUGCAUUCAGCCCCAUGGAGUCAACCAUACAGAUUCCAUUUGAGGUCAAUUGUAGCAGAGAAGUAUGUGUGCCACAGAUAUCGAUAUCAAACUCAAAAUUGAGUACAGACAUUGUUGUAUUGGGAGUUACAAAGAAUUUGAAUAUAGAUUUCAAUUUAACAAACGAGGGUGAACAAUCAUUCCGUACCAACCUGCUCUUGACAUAUCCAGACGUCUUUAAGUUCAACAAAGUCUCAAAGAAUGCUGGGUCUAUAGUCUGUAUAAAUGAAGAGUCCCAGUUUCAAUUAAAGUGCAGAAUUUCAUAUCCAAUGCUGGAACAAUUUGCUAAGGCAAUUUUCUCCAUCUCUUUGCAGCCUGUUAAAGAAAUAUCAAUGAAGACUGUUAGUAUCAGCUCUACAUUAACAUGUGAGAACAAUGGCAUUCAGAUUCUGGAUAGAAAGAACUACACAUUAAGAAUGAAGAAGGCCUUGAAAGUUCAGUUAACUGGAAAGGUUGACCGAUCAGUACUGAACAUUGCUGAAGACAAAGGAGUUGAAGAACAAUUCAAAUUUACUUUUGAGAUCAUGGGAGAGAAUAAGUACAAUGCUUUAAUCACAGUAACCAUUAACAUACUGCUCUCACCACCUGAGCUGAAAAUCCAGAUGGGUAUGUUGAAGGAAAACUGUACUUGGAAAUCCAACACUUCCAUCCAGUGCAUGGCCAGAAUGCUGCCAAAAGAAAUUGUGGUUGAGGGCAAUGUCGUGAUUGACAAGAAUCAGAUGCUGGUGUCUAACAUACAAGCCACAGCAUCACUAAGCUUUGAUCAGGAGGUGUAUGACGCAGAAGAAACGUAUGAACCGGUCUCUCAGACUAUGACUAUUAAUAAGCUGAAGGUGGUGAGUUCAACCUCUGCCAUAAUAGGAGGUUCCAUGGGAGGUUUUAUUCUUCUGAUCAUUAUCAUCAUCAUCUUGUUCCAGUUUGGCUUUUUCCGAAGACGAUACCAAGAGAGUCGGAAGGCCCAAACUGAGUCUCAUAAUAUCCAACCUUUGGAUGACAACUAAGGACAUAACUAAGGAAAAAAUGUGCUUUUCAUUUAAGUAAACUUAAAGUGCUAAAUAGUAAACCACAGAAAUUGGCCAGAGAUAGCAACUGUGGUUGAAGUAGUUCCCCAUUGCUUCUGUAAAGCACUUUAGGUAUCUAGGAAAGUGCUAUUUUAAUGUAACAUUCAUUCAUUCAGAUGAGACUUCUAAAGAUGCAAGUGUCAGUGAUUUCCAGGUUAACAGUUACUCAGGGCAAACUGUCAGGAUCAAUCCCUUGCCAGUCCUUUUCUGUCAUUUCCCUGUUUGGUCAGCAAGUGUCACUGUGCUGCCAUGUAGCUGGAUGGGCUAAACUGUGAUACUCUACCAUCGUGCUUAAUUAUUAGUUUUGUUUACCCAUUGUUAAUAUGUUAUUGUAUGUUUACUAUAGGUUCUUGUUUUUGUCUCCUUGUUUCUAGUUACCCCUACCUCGUUUAGAUUUGUAGUAAUAUCAUGUAGCCCUUGUUCCUAGUCUUUUCUAGUGUUUGAGUACAAAGUGUUUGACAAUAAACUUCACCUGUUCCCUUUAGCCCUGAGUCCGUCCUGUGUAAUUAGUAAUUAACCCAUACUUGCCCCUUGUCCAUAUUUGUGCCUGCUAGUGUUACUGCUGUGUGUUAUUCUCCUGCAUACUGCCAGUCCUAUAGAUUCCUGUGUUUCCCUUUAGAUUCCCUGUGUUCAGUCCCAACCCUUGUAGUCCUUCUGUAACCCACUUGCUUUUGUUGCCUAAUUUUAUAUUAAUAAUAAAAUAACAGCACAAGCUCCACCUCAA
Molecule: messenger RNA, 4211 nt
Organism: Brienomyrus brachyistius
Lineage: Eukaryota; Metazoa; Chordata; Actinopteri; Osteoglossiformes; Mormyridae
Product: integrin alpha-E-like
Exons: 32
Coding region: 95-3427 (1110 amino acids)
Biological process (GO): cell-matrix adhesion; cell adhesion mediated by integrin; cell-cell adhesion
Cellular component (GO): integrin complex; external side of plasma membrane
Molecular function (GO): integrin binding
Source: RefSeq, a predicted model, not a curated record